Messenger RNA from Sphaeroforma arctica JP610, 718 nucleotides. RefSeq lists its product as hypothetical. Lineage: Eukaryota; Ichthyosporea; Ichthyophonida. The transcript has 5 exons. Gene Ontology annotation, molecular function: tRNA threonylcarbamoyladenosine dehydratase activity. Bases 7 to 528 code for a protein of 173 amino acids. Gene Ontology annotation, biological process: cyclic threonylcarbamoyladenosine biosynthetic process. The record is from RefSeq and is a predicted model, not a curated record.
GGGACCAUGCCGGCGGCUAUGGGUUUGGCGCUUGCAAGCUAUGUCAUCUGCGACUUAGCUCAGAAACCUAUCGGGCAAAAGCCGCUGUUCUGGCCGGUAGGACCGAAUUUCAUGCGGAAGAUGCAUGCCCGAGUGCGAGCCAAGGCGCAGAAGGCUGGUUUGUGGUGCGACGUCGAUUACGAGGAAAUGGCGUACGUUGUCACCCACAUAUUCCGCGGGAGGAGUGUCUUGUCUGGGUCCAAAAUACACCCCAUAUUGGUGAGAUGGGACAAUUCGAAGCCCUUUGUGCUUGAAAAUCUGGUGCAGCUGACCGAAGAAGAGGCUUUGCUCCACCGGAAAGUGGAGAAAAUCGAAGAUUUGCACCCGGAAUACCGCAAAAAGGUCCAGAAACUUCUGGCCGAGGUGCAGGAGUACUCGAACUCGCUCAAGGAUACCAAGGAACAGUAUUAUCAGAAUUAUAAUGGUAUCACAAACCUCUCACGCGAGUCGCUCGCAGGCACUGAAGUGUUCAAUAACACCGUAGCGUAACUUGCAAGUGGUGCAGAAACGUUUCUCGUCCCAAAUUUAAUGUUUAAACAUAGUCCACACCGUUGAUAUGUAGCGGUGUAGGUGUAGCUUGGGAAACACGGUUGCUGUCAGCAAAGUCUAUACGUAGAUAGCCCGUACAGGCGCCUAUGCACACCCCUGCACAACAAGAACAGAACAUAUUUACAAACCG